Messenger RNA from Phyllostomus discolor (pale spear-nosed bat), 2331 nucleotides. It is a transcript of the gene PIP4P2, whose product is annotated as phosphatidylinositol-4,5-bisphosphate 4-phosphatase 2. Gene Ontology annotation, biological process: phosphatidylinositol dephosphorylation. Gene Ontology annotation, cellular component: late endosome membrane; phagocytic vesicle membrane; lysosomal membrane. Gene Ontology annotation, molecular function: phosphatidylinositol-4,5-bisphosphate 4-phosphatase activity. NCBI's taxonomy places the organism in Eukaryota, Metazoa, Chordata, Mammalia, Chiroptera, Phyllostomidae. The transcript is spliced from 7 exons. Bases 142 to 915 code for a protein of 257 amino acids. The record is from RefSeq and is a predicted model, not a curated record.
UUUUCCUCUGCUUCUCCUCCCCGUGUCCUGAUCCGGGGUGCGCUUCCCUCCCCGGGAAAUAUACUGGUCUCUCGCUGUCGCAGCCUGCGCCCCUCCCACGGAGCCGAAGCCCUGCUCGUCCCGCCCGCAGCUGCCGCAGUCAUGGCUGCUGAGGGAACAGACGAACGCUCGCCUCUGCUGUCUGCCCCCCAUUCGGGAAACGUCACUCCCACCGCCCCUCAGUACUUGCAAGAAAGCAGCCCCCGAGCAGAACUCCCCCCUCCAUACACCACCACCGCCUGUCCAGAUACUGGUGGCAUUCCAGUGAUAAACUGUCGCGUGUGCCAGUCACUCAUCAACUUGGAUGGCAAACUUCACCAGCAUGUGGUUAAGUGCACAGUUUGCAAUGAAGCUACACCAAUCAAAAAUCCCCCAACAGGGAAAAAAUAUGUCAGAUGCCCUUGUAAUUGUCUCCUCAUUUGUAAGGACACAUCUCGGCGAAUAGGCUGUCCGAGACCCAACUGUAGACGCAUAAUUAACCUUGGCCCAGUAAUGCUUAUUUCUGAAGAACAACCAGCUCAACCUGCAUUGCCAAUCCAAACAGAAGGUACAAGGGUUGUGUGUGGACACUGUGGAAACACAUUCCUGUGGAUGGAACUGCGGUUCAACACUCUGGCAAAAUGCCCACACUGCAAAAAUAUUUCCUCGGUGGGUACUGCUCUUCCACAGAGACGCUGCUGUGCAUAUAUUACCAUUGGAAUGAUCUGUAUUUUCAUUGGAGUUGGAUUAACUGUUGCCACCCAAGAUUUUGCAAGGCGAUUUCAUGCAACCUAUGUUUCAUGGGCAAUUGCUUAUCUCUUAGGCUUGAUCUGCCUCAUCCGAGCUUGUUAUUGGGGAGCCAUAAGAGUGAGUUAUCCAGAACACAGUUUUCCAUAAGCUUGCUUACAAGUAAGCAAUGCAGGCGAGAGUAUCUAGCAUUUGUUGAUAACUUGCUCUGGACAUUUUUAAAUCAUUUAUCCUAAUGAAUUCCAUUCUGGUUCAUGUAUGAAGUGUUAAAACUUUGGGAGUCUUUUAUGAAUAAAAGGUCAUUGCACUGCAUCAUAUGCAAAUAAUAGUUUGCCUUGCUGCUAGGUUUUCAAGCUCCAAGUAAUAAAGUCCAUUUCCUCAUGUUUACAUGUCUUAAAGAUAUUUUUGGACUUGUCAUCAAGCAUUAGAUCUAACAUCACCUUUCAUUUUCAAAUCAGUUAUUCCAUUACUUGCUGAUCUGUGAGUAUUACCAAGAAAUGUUUAUAAAUGUUUCUACAAUAGCUUUACAUUUAUACUUACAUUUUAAUUAAACUAUCAAAAUUGCCUGCUUUAAAAUGUAAGCAAUAUGUAUUUUGCUUGAACUGCUUAUUAUAACUUUAACCUAAAAUCAUAGUGACCUUGUUUGGGAAAAGAAUUUGACUGUACCUUGAGACUUGACAUUGACAUUCUUGUCAGUUAAAAACCAUUUUUACAUAUUGUAUGCUUGUUUUUUGUUGUUUGUAGAAAGAUAUACUAUUUUGGUAGUAAUUUAAAAUACAAGAAUGAAAAUAUUUAUUUGUCCACAGUUGAAUAUGUUGGAUAAAUUUUUUUUCCACAAAGAUCACAGCACUUUUGUCUUUUAUUUUUGUCUGUUGUUCUAUUUACCAAUUAUAAAAGUUCUGGUUUAGAUUUAUUAAUUUAAUCAGCUGUAUGUAUUUCUUUACAGAGCCUGGAGGAAGUAUUUUACACAACAUGUUUUAUAAUACAUAACCAUUUAAACAAAGAUAUAUUUACAUUCGGGUUGACUACCUCUUUAUUAAAUCAUAGUAAAUUUUCUUAUUGAGAUAAUUGUGGACUACUUAUAUGUGAAGGGAGCCUGUGAAAUUUUUCACUAGCUAAAACGUUGAGAUUAAAGGUAGUUACUCCUAUGAUUCUUCUCAAAUAUAACUGGUCAGAUAAUUACAAAUUUAUUCAUGAAAAUAUAUUAAAGACCAAAAUCAAUGUAGUUUUCAAAGAAUUCAGUAAGAUUUAAGGAAUCAUAUCUUCCACUGUCUAUCUUUGCAGUUUUGAGAAAGAAAUGGCUUAGUUGAAAAACUAUGUUCUAAAACCUUUAAUGUAGAAUUAAAAAAUGAGAUGAUCUAAGUACAUUAAUUGGCUAUUCCAGGGAUAAAAACAGUAUUUCAAUUUAUGUUCCUGAUUUGUAUAAAAAUGUAAUCAUUACAGAGUUUGCAGUAAAAUAAUGUAAACUUUGAAGAGUAAAUAAUAACUAAUUAUGAGUAAAUGAGGUAGCUCAGGAUUUUAUGUAGCUUUGAAAAUAUAUUAAUAAAGCUUAUUGUUCAAAACUCA